GCCCCGCCCUGUGUGCCGGGGCCGGACGCGGGGGCUCUGUGGUCCGCGCCGCCGGGUUCUCGGUCGCCCCGCCCCGCCCCGUCCGCGCCAACGCCCGCUCUGUGGGUCAAUCAGUCAGUCAGUCCCGGAGCGCGCGCCGCGGGAGCUGAGGGCGGAGAGGAGCGGCGCGCCUGGGGGACGCGAGCAGCUGCUGCCUCGCGCGGGGCUCCCGGAGGGCCGAGGGGCUGCCACGAUGGAGCAAUUAUCAGAUGAGGAAAUUGACCAUGGUGCUGAAGAAGACAGUGACAAGGAAGAUCAGGACCUGGAUAAAAUGUUUGGAGCCUGGCUUGGGGAACUGGACAAACUCACUCAGAGUUUGGAUUCUGACAAGCCUAAAGAACCAGUGAAAAGAUCUCCUCUUCGCCAGGAAACAAACAUGGCCAACUUUUCUUACCGGUUCUCCAUAUACAACUUGAAUGAAGCUCUGAAUCAGGGAGAGACUGUGGAUCUGGAUGCCCUGAUGGCUGAUCUCUGCUCCAUAGAACAGGAGCUCAGCAGUAUUGGCUCAGGAAAUAGUAAGCGUCAAGUCACAGAACCAAAAGUCACUCAGAAGCUACCUAGCCGGCAUACGUCGAAACAUGGCUCUCUGAGAGGAGUAGGAGUAUCAUCUUCUUCUAACAGAACAACUACUAAGCCUUCCCAUGCUAACUACUCCCUGGAUGACAUCACUGCACAAUUAGAACAGGCUUCUUUGAGCAUGGAUGAGGCUGCUCAGCAAUCUGUAGUAGAAGAUUCUAAACCUUUAAUGACGAAUCAGCACAGAAGGACUGCAUCAGCUGGCACUGUGAAUGAUGUUGAAGUGCACUCUGUUAGUAACUCCUCCCGUUCGAGCAUCACUUCUGCAGCUUCUAGCAUGGAUUCUUUGGAUACUGACAAAGUGGUGCGCCCUCAAGAACUGGAUUUGACAACACAUCAGGGACAGCCAGUUACUGAGCACUCCUAUCUGGACAGGGAAACCUCCCUUCUUCUGAGAAACAUUGCAGGAAAACCUUCUCAUUUGCUGACCAAGGAGGAACAAGCAGCAAAACUGAAAGCUGAGAAGAUUAGAGUUGCCCUGGAAAAAAUUAAAGAGGCUCAAGUGAAAAAGCUGGUGAUCAGGGUCCACAUGUCUGAUGACAGUUCUAAAACAAUGAUGGUGGACGAGAGACAGACUGUGAGACAAGUGCUGGACAACCUGAUGGACAAAUCUCACUGUGGCUACAGUUUAGACUGGUCGCUGGUGGAGACCGUUUCUGAGUUACAAAUGGAGAGAAUCUUUGAAGACCAUGAAAACUUAGUUGAAAAUCUUCUUAAUUGGACAAGAGAUAGCCAAAACAAGCUUAUAUUUAUGGAACGUAUAGAAAAAUAUGCACUUUUUAAAAACCCACAGAAUUACCUUCUUGGAAAAAAGGAAACAGUUGAGAUGGCAGACAGGAACAAAGAAGUGUUGUUAGAGGAAUGUUUUUGUGGAAGUUCUGUAACUGUCCCAGAAAUUGAAGGGGUCCUUUGGUUAAAAGACGAUGGCAAGAAGUCCUGGAAGAAGCGUUACUUUCUCUUGCGAGCAUCUGGCAUCUACUAUGUCCCUAAAGGAAAAGCAAAGGUAUCUCGGGAACUGGUGUGCUUUCUUCAGCUGGAUCAUGUUAAUGUGUACUAUGGGCAGGACUAUCGGAGCAAGUACAAAGCACCCACAGACUGUUGUCUGGCAUUAAAGCACCCACAGAUCCAGAAGAAGUCUCAGUAUAUCAAGUACCUCUGCUGUGACGACGUGAGGACUCUGCACCAGUGGGUCAAUGGCAUCCGAAUCGCAAAGUAUGGGAAGCAGCUCUACACAAAUUACCAAGAAGCCUUGAAGAGGACAGAGUCCGCUUAUGAUUGGACUUCUUUAUCCAGCUCCAGCAUUAAAUCUGGGUCCAGUUCUUCCAGCAUCCCAGAGUCUCAGUCAAAUCAUUCUAAUCAGUCUGACAGUGGAGUCUCUGACACCCUACCCACAGGACACAUCCGUUCCCAAAGCACUGUGAGCUCCAUCUUCUCGGAAGCCUGGAAGCGUGGCACUCAGCUGGAGGAGUCCAGCAAGGCCAGAAUGGAAUCUGUGAAUCGGUCCUACACUUCACUUAUGCCCCCUCUGUCCCCUUACACUGCCUCACAACCUUCACCCCCCCUGCCGCCGCCUCCUCCUCCUCCUCCUCCUCCUCUUCCUCCUCCUCCUCCUCCUCCUCUCCCUAGCCAGUCUGCACCUUCUGCAGGCUCAUCAGCCACCAUGUUUGUCAAGUACAGCACAAUCACCAGGCUGCAAAACGCAGCUCAGCAUUCAGGGUCCCUGUUUAAGUCUCUGCCACCCCCAGCCAUGCAACCUCUGCCUUUGGCUUCACAGUCCCUCAAGGCUCAAAUUGUGGUGCCCCCCAAUGGAGUUAUUCCUCCACCCCCUCCUCCUCCACCACCCCCAACCCCUGGUUCAGCCAUGGCCCAGUUAAAGCCAGUGCCAUGCGCCCAGUCCCUGCCACAGUUCUGCUCCCAACCCCCUCCACUGAAGAUUCAUCAAGUUCAUCAAGUGGCACCUCCCACACCCCCACCAGCUCCUCCCAUCCCUGCAACUGUCCCUCCUCAAGCACCCCCUAAACCCCUGGUGACCAUUCCUCUUUCAUCCAGCACCAAAACUGUACCAUCAAUAGUGGCACAAGCUGCACCACUCACCCCUGCACCUCCAGCGCCCCCAGCAAAGAAGCAGCCAGCUUUCCCCAUUUCUCACAUUCCACCCUCUCCCCCUGUUCAGCCUGCUCCGUGUCCACCACCAACACUACCCAAGCAGCAGAGCUUUGGGGUGAAGCCACCCCCCUCUCCACUGUCCCCCAUGCCCUCAGUUGUGAAGCAGAUAGCCAGUCAGUUCCCACGCUCUCCCACUCCUCCUCCUGUGGACUCACAGCCCCUAAAGCCCCUCCCGGCAAGUGUCACCCCACAGUCCCCUCCUGCAGUGAAAGCAAAACCCAAGUGGCAGCCCAGCUCAAUCCCUGUCCCUUCCCCAGAUUUCCCUCCUCCCCCUCCAGAAAGCAGCCUGGUGUUUCCUCCUCCACUUCCUCCAAGCCCAGCCCCAGCCCCACCCCCACCCCCACCCCCAGUGCCACCCGUGGCUUCACCUAUCCCUGACAAAGGUGGAUCUCCAGGCAAAAAGCCAAGUAAGAUGUCCAGCCCUGGGGGAAAGAAACCACCCCCAACCCCACAGCGCAACUCCAGCAUUAAGUCCGAGCACCCUGAGCCCAAGCGGCCCUCGGUAGACAGUCUAGUCAGCAAGUUUGCACCGCCAGCAGAAUCGGGGUCUCCCCACAAGGAGACCCCACCUCCUCCUGCAGCACCUCCCAAACCUGGGAAACUACACCUUUCUGGAGUCAAUCUCCCUGGAAUCCACCAGCAAGGGAGUGUGUCAACAACGCCUUCUGUUCUGAGUGGGCGUGGAAAGGACUCCGUAGUGGAAUUCCCAUCUCCUCCAUCCGAUUCUGACUUUCCACCCCCUCCGCCUGAAAUAGAGCUUCCUCUGCCCCCUAUUGAGAUUCCAGCCAUAUUCUCGGGAAACACCUCCCCCAAAGUGGCAGUUGUUAGUCCUCAGCCACAGCUAUGGUCUAAAACAUCUGUGAAGAAGGCCCCGCCCACCCGGCCCAAACGAAAUGAUAGCACCCGCCUCACUCAAGCUGACGUCUCUGAGCAACCAGCGGUGACCACAGCUGUGCCACAAGUGCCCACCUCUCCCAAAUCCAGCCUUAGUGUCCAGCCUGGAUUCCUAGCUGAUCUUAACAGGACACUGCAGCGCAAGUCCAUCACGCGGCAUGGCUCCCUCUCCUCUUCACGAAUGUCCAGAGCAGAACCCACGGCCACCAUGGACGACAUGGCACUACCCCCACCACCACCAGAACUGCUGUCUGACCAGCAGAAGGCUGGCUUUGGAGGCAGUCAUAUUUCAGGCUAUGCAACACUGCGAAGAGGACCCCCUCCCGCUCCCCCUAAAAGAGACCAGAAUACUAAGCUCUCAAGAGACUGGUAGCCACAAGACUUAAUAUCUAUAAUCAGUUCUACAAUCAGUUUACCUGAUCAUCUGUGAAUCCAGGUGUUCAUAGCCUCCUGAAAUGUUAUUCAGGUAGUGUCCAGCUGUAUGUGUGUUUGUGUGUAUAUGUGCUGCCUGUGUGUACAUGCAUGUACACACAGCUUUACAGAUUGUGUGUAUAUACGUGUGUAUACAUCUGUGAAUGUGUAUAUAUGGAGAGAACUGAUUCUAUUUAUUUCUUUUGCCUCCUAAUCAGAAAAUAGGGUUUUGUAUAUUUUGAGUGGAAGGAGACAUAGUUGUCACUUAUAAUUUGUUUAUCAUAUGGAUUGGACCAAAAUCUAGAAGGUAUUUCCUGUCUGUCCAUGUGCCACAUGUGCAUGUGUUAUAGAAGAAGUAGAUGGGCAGUUCCUCAGUUUGAGGAUAUCAUGAGAAUGUUUGCUAUAUCUGUAGCGCUUUUUUGUUUUUCUCAGUUGGCUGAAUUUAGAACUGCUUAACUGACACUUGAAUACUACAUAUAAAGGGGCACUUUAAUUCGGGAAAGCCUUCAAUAUACAGAACGGGUAAAUGGCACAGGAAGGGAAAAUGCUGAAGACACUGUGGUUGUACAUAGGAAAGUCAUGGCGUUCUAGUUGCAAUAGUCCUGCCAUGAUCCCAGCCACAUCUUGAGAUGUCUUCACAGGUAAGCUUUUUGCCUACAACACAAGAAAUAUUUAAUGCUAUAAUCCUAACUAAGUAGUCUUGCAAAGCUUCAUCAGUUUGGUUUCAGGAGUCUUGUUUUUUUUGUAGAAUGUCCAGUACACACUGUAAUGUACUGCCCCAAUUAUAUCUUUGGGUCAUUUACCUUCGCAUAUAGUGUAUACAUUAGUAGACAUUUGAAUUUGCGGAUAGUAGAAAUAUGAAAUAUACUCCCUGUGCCCAGUGCAGUACAUCAUUAAAAAAGUCACUUCUGCAA
This is a messenger RNA of Arvicola amphibius (Eurasian water vole), 5000 nucleotides long. It is a transcript of the gene Raph1, whose product is annotated as Ras association (RalGDS/AF-6) and pleckstrin homology domains 1. Gene Ontology annotation, biological process: signal transduction. The coding region runs from base 233 to 4048 and encodes 1271 amino acids. The transcript is spliced from 15 exons. Gene Ontology annotation, cellular component: cytosol; plasma membrane. The record is from RefSeq and is a predicted model, not a curated record. Lineage: Eukaryota; Metazoa; Chordata; Mammalia; Rodentia; Cricetidae.